GUCUUGUAAUACAAACAUGACAUUAUACUUGCAAACACCCAUGGAGGAGGAGACUUUGCCACACUAUAAGCCCGAGUAUUACUACCCAGUCAACAUUGGAGAUGUAUACAAUGGCAGGUACCAGGUCGCGGGCAAAAUUGGCUAUGGCGCGUACUCAACGAGUUGGCUAUGCUGGGAUCUUCGAGACAAGAAGCACAGUGUACUGAAAGUAUCUACCUCACUGCCAAAUUUUCCCAAUGCGGCCGACCGCGAGUUCAGGAUCUACGAACAUCUCACGAACAUCAAUUCCAAGCACCGAGGUCAAUCGCUGAUCCGAGAGCUUUAUGAUUCAUUUGACCUUCAAGGGCCUGUGGGCAAACAUCGCUGUCUAGUUCUGCAACCGAUGCACAUGACACUUCUCGAAAUGAUGAGACUAAGUCCGAGGCCGUUUGAUCUCCCCCUCCUAAAAAUGACGGUUAAACGAAUUCUACUCGCCCUUGAUUUUUUGCACACAGAAGCCGAGAUAAUUCAUGCUGAUCUAAAAACCGACAAUCUGAUGCUUACCCUGGAGGAUAGCACCAUGCUGGCAGAUUUCGCGAGAGCAGAAGCCAAGGAUCCAAGCCCUCGGAAGGUUGACGGGUCGCAUAUUAUCUAUCAAAGCCGAAGAUUCCGUCCGCCCACCGGAGGCAAAGGUUACGGGCUCCCGGUUCUGUGUGACUUUGGCGAAGCACGAAUUGGAAAGAAACAUGAGUCCAGCCCGUUCGUCCAACCGGAUAUUUAUAGAGCACCAGAGAUCAUAUUCGAAAUGUCGUGGGGGAGUGCUGUCGAUAUUUGGAACCUGGCGGGCCUGAUCUGGGAUCUCUUUGAAGGCGAGCAUCUAUUUAAAGAUAUAUUUGAUGCAGAAGGUCGUCAUGACCCUUUCAAGCAUCUGGCACUCAUGGUCGCUUUGAUUGGGCCACCGCCGAGGGAAUUUGUUAGACGUAGUGAGACGACAACGCAGUGUUUUAACUCCAGUGGUGCCUGGAUUGCCCAUGCAGACGCAAUGAUACCAUCGAUCUCCCUGGAGGGCUUGGAGAGGCGACUCUCUGGGCAAGAGAAAGCAACAUUUAUCCAGUUUAUGAGGUCAAUGCUCAAGUGGCUACCAGAGGAACGCAGCACAGCAAAACAGCUGCUUGGAGAUUCGUGGUUGCUCUGACACCUUGCCAAUAAAUACUCUUGUCUAGUCACCACGCAGGUUUAGCCCGUGUUGUUUUCUUAGCCGAUGAUUGGGGCCUUCUUUUCAUGUUGGUGCUAAUUCUUCUACUGUUAAUUGGCAGAAACUGUUCAAGACUCAGAAUAAGCUUGAGUACACUGAGCAAGAAACUCU
Molecule: messenger RNA, 1345 nt
Organism: Coccidioides immitis RS
Lineage: Eukaryota; Fungi; Ascomycota; Eurotiomycetes; Onygenales; Onygenaceae
Product: CMGC/SRPK protein kinase
Exons: 6
Coding region: 17-1174 (385 amino acids)
Biological process (GO): spliceosomal complex assembly; regulation of mRNA processing; protein phosphorylation
Molecular function (GO): ATP binding; protein kinase activity
Source: RefSeq, a predicted model, not a curated record